Williopsis jadinii is the source of this 1032-nucleotide messenger RNA. RefSeq names its product Rnh70p (gene RNH70). Lineage: Eukaryota; Fungi; Ascomycota; Saccharomycetes; Phaffomycetales; Wickerhamomycetaceae. The record is from RefSeq and is a predicted model, not a curated record. Gene Ontology annotation, cellular component: nucleus. Gene Ontology annotation, molecular function: nucleic acid binding; exonuclease activity. The transcript has a single exon. The annotation marks the transcript as partial.
GGUUUCAACGAACUUCGAGAUCUUGCACUCUUUGUGCUUGGUGCUUCCAACGAAAGCGUGGAUUUUGUCUCCAUAAAACAGAAAUCAAAUGUUGAGUGUGUGGUUAUUGUGCUGGUGCCUGGGAUUGGAGCAAGCGAAUUCGUAGCUCCUUCAGGAACUUUGCCUUGUUCUCGUGAUGGUAUACCUCGUGAAUUGCCAUUCUUAAAGGAAGCUUUUGAUCAGAUGGUGCCGAUGAAAGCGCCUGGAGAUCGUGAAUCUAUCUUCCCGUUGAUGCAGGCAUUCACCAAGAGACGGUAUACAAAGAAGCAAAAGGAAAACGUCAUAAGGGAGCUGAGCGUAAAGAAACUUGUACUACCAGACCUAGCUGCUUCCUAUGAGGAGAUGCUUGCGAAUAACUACCCUAUACAUAAUGAUCUCAGAGAUGAGGGAGCAACCAUCCCCGAAGGAUGGGCUGAAACGUUUGAAUUUGAACAUGAUGGGUCUCAUACCUUUGCAAUGGAUUGCGAGAUGUGUGAGAGCAAGACAGGUAAAGUUCUCACACGGAUUUCGUUAAUCGACUUCACCGAAACGGUCUUAAUUGACGAGUAUGUGAAGCCGGAGGAAGAGAUUACAGAUUAUCUCACAAAGUAUAGCGGUAUCACAGAAGAGCUGCUAAAAGACGUUACAACCACUUUGAAAGACAUACAGAAGAAGAUUCAAAGCAUUGUAAGCUCAAAAGAUUAUCUCAUCGGGCAUUCCUUGGAGAACGAUUUAAACGUUAUGAAGAUUAUGCAUCCCAAUAUCGUUGAUACUUCGUUGAUAUUCGAGCAUCCAAGAGGCCCACCAUUUAAAUCCUCGUUGAAGUAUCUGACAAAGCAAUACUUGAAAAGAGUUAUACAAGAAGGUGAACAUGACUCCGUAGAAGAUUCGAAAGCGUGCCUUGAACUGGUGAAAUUGAAACUGUCAGAAGGUGGACUGUUGGGGAAAGUCAUUGAUGGAGAAUUGAUCUUCAACGACCUCAUGAAGAUAGAUAAGAAAGCGUUAAUAUUGGAU